Molecule: messenger RNA, 7322 nt
Organism: Crotalus tigris (Tiger rattlesnake)
Lineage: Eukaryota; Metazoa; Chordata; Lepidosauria; Squamata; Viperidae
Gene: KCTD20
Product: potassium channel tetramerization domain containing 20
Exons: 9
Coding region: 311-1438 (375 amino acids)
Biological process (GO): positive regulation of phosphorylation
Cellular component (GO): cytoplasm
Molecular function (GO): protein binding
Source: RefSeq, a predicted model, not a curated record
GACUCUUAAUUUGAAAUAAUGCUCAUGAAUAACCAUUUGGAUUUAGAAGGGGUGGGGAUUGUUAAUAUCAGCUCCUCUGCCGCUUCGGUUUAUCCACAUUGUUAUUAAAAGUAGGUUUCCAGGCUGCAGAGCUGAUUCAUUAGCUGGGAUCCUUUAGUGAAUGCCGAUAUUUGCAAUGGUGGCAAAUUGCAGUAUUGCAGGCUAACUCUGCCCACUGCCAGGAAUUCAGUCCUGACAGGUUCAAAGUUGACGUAGCCUUCUAUCUUCCUGAGGAUUACUUUUCCAGUUAAAUAUUAAUUAUGCCAGUGGAAUGGAGAAAUUGAGUAAUCAAGAACUUGAGAAUUUAGCUUCUUCAACCCAUGAUCAGGACAAAGGCAGUGUGAAACAGGGCAGUCACCGCAUUAACAUGUUUCCUUUGUGCAGAAAUCAUGGAGGGAGUAAACGAAAUCAAGGCUACUAUAGUACACAAGAACAGUCUGGGAGCAGUACUAACAACUUGAGCAAUAGUCCACAAGUCCAAGCCCCAGAGAAAGUGACUCUUGUUGUAGAUGGAACAAGAUUUGUUGUAAACCCACAAAUUUUCAUAGCCCAUCCUGAUACAAUGCUGGGAAGAAUGUUUGGACCAGGACGAGAAUAUAACUUCACUCGUCCAAAUGAGAAGGGCGAAUAUGAAAUUGCAGAAGGCAUCAGUGCUGCUGUUUUUCGGAUUGUGCUGGAUUAUUACAAAACUGGAAUCAUUCACUGUCCCGAUGGAAUUUCUAUUCCUGAUCUCAGAGAUACUUGUGACUAUCUUUGCAUCAAUUUUGAUUUCAACACAAUCAGGUGUCAAGAUUUAAGUGCAUUAUUGCAUGAACUGUCUAAUGAUGGGGCUCAUAAGCAGUUUGAUAGCUAUCUGGAAGAGUUAAUCCUGCCAAUAAUGGUUAGUAGUGCUAAAAAAGGAGAGCGUGAAUGUCAUAUUGUCGUAUUAACGGAUGAAGACAUAGUGGACUGGGAUGAAGACUAUCCACCCCCAAUGGGGGAAGAAUAUUCACAAAUUCUAUAUAGUUCUAAGCUCUACAGAUUCUUCAAGUAUAUUGAGAAUCGGGAUGUUGCAAAAACUGUUUUGAAAGAACGUGGCCUCAAAAAUAUAAGAAUUGGCAUUGAAGGUUAUCCCACUUGUAAAGAGAAAGUGAAAAAGAGGCCUGGAGGACGCUCUGAAGUUAUCUAUAACUAUGUUCAACGUCCAUUCAUCCAGAUGUCUUGGGAAAAGGAAGAGGGAAAAAGUCGGCAUGUUGAUUUCCAGUGUGUUAGAAGCAAAUCUCUAACAAAUCUUGUAAUGGCGGGUGAAGACAUAGCAGAAGAUCAAGAGAUUGUGUUGCAUCACCCUCCCCAGGUAGACGAGCUUGAUCGAUUAAAUGCACCAUCCUCUCAAAUGGAUGCUAAUGAAGUGGCAGAUUAACUACGCAGCACAAAUGGCUCUUAAAUGAACUUGAUUUGGCUUUUGGAUGGGGACUUAAUGCCCACCUCAGAGCAGAAAUUUCUUGCCAUGGUUGCUAUAGUUCCUAAAAUAGUCUCUUCAAGCCCAGGGGACUAUUUUUAUCAAAUUUGCUUCUGGGGUGGAGGCAAGCAUUCUCUUAGGAGAACUGGAAAUCUAAGGAUUGAGUUAACAUGCCGUAGCGAAGUAAUUGAAUUGGAACUAAAACAAUGGAAACAUAUUUUCAACUCACUUGAACUGAAAGGAUUGAUUGAUUAUGUGACAUCAAGUCGUUUUUUUUAUUCCUACCACUUAAGAUUUUCUCCAUGAUGAUCUAUCCCUAAUUUGUUUGUUCAAGUCUCCCAACAGUGCAGUUCCAAUGCCCCUGCAACUAUCCAUCCAUCUUGCUGCUAGUUGUCCUCUUCUCUUUCCUUCCUGCUUUCCCAGUAUUAGAGCCUUUUCUCUAAAGACUUUGUGUAAAAUAUUAGAAGUGAGAUAAUUUGACUCUGGUCAUUUGUGCCUCGAGUGAUAAUUCUACAUUGAUUUGUUUGAUGUUCUAUUGAAUUGCAAGGAAUGCAUAAAAAUAUGUACACUGACUCAGUUUUAAAAGGUACGAUAUCAUGAAGGAUUCCAUUGUGGUAUUACAACCAUUGACAUUGUCAUAGCAAUGAGUUUGAUACCCUUCAUCCUCCAUUACCUGGCUGAGAUAAGAUACUUAUACAGAAACAUCACUCCUACAAUGCAUGCACUUCUGUCAUCUUUCUUUUCAAUUUCCUAUCCUAACACUGAUAUAAAAACUCAAAAAGGAAGAUCAGACACAAGGUAAGCACCUACAGAGAAAAAUUGGAAUCUGUGAAUGCCCAAUGGACCACUCAAAUUAGUUACAAGGAAAGAACCCAUUCUACUUUACACAUAUGACUAAGUAGUGUUUACUGGAAAUAAAACUACUGGAAUAGAAAGGAAAGUACCACUUGGAGAAAACAAUGUGUCAUCUUGGGCUCAAACAUUCAAGCAGUAACACUGGAUGAAUGAAUGUGGCUGAACAUUCCCCCCCCCUCCCCCAAGCAAAGGCUGCAAAGCAGCAUCUCUUGAAGGCAAAGAACUUGUGGAAGGAUUCCACAGCAUUUUUAAGAAAGUGACUUUUCGGGAAAACCUGCAUUACAGUAGCUAUCAUAUGAGUCUUGAAUAUGGAAAAGGCUUUGUUUCAUAUAAUCCAUCCUCUUGGCUAAGAAUAUUAAUCUUUGAACUUUGAUACUAGCAAGGAUGUCAGGUUUCAUGCCAUCACUUCUCAACAUUUUGGCUAAGAGAAGUUGUUUGGAGGAGUAAGUUUCCUAGCUGUCUCAGCACCUUGGGACAAUCAGGAUACUUAAGGCUGGCCCUUUAAUCAAUUAGGAAACAUAAUCAGCAGGACCAGUAGAAAGUCAUAUAUAGCAGGGCUUCUCAAACUCAUAUACUGCACUUCACAAAAUGAUAAAAUGAAUUUGUAUGAUCCCUUCCCCCCAUUAAUUUCUAUUGGGAUUAUGGUUGGGCGAUAAAUAUUGUACCUUUUUAAUAAUUAAAAUUGAAUUCAUGUAUCAAAUCAAGCCAUGAUAGAACUUUACAUUUAUACUCAAAACGACAAACAGUAAAAUGAAAAGCUAAAAUUUUUAGUGAGAAGGAUUUUUUAGUUUUGUGCAAUUCCUAAAAUCUGGGUUUCAUUUUAAAGACAGCUUUUUUCAUUCUAAAGUUCGGAGUGGGAAGAGGGGAGAAAAGCAAGUCUAAAGUGCUGCGGUUUACAAAACGCUGGCGGCCUGUCAGUUGCUUUUGGCAUUGGCAUUCUCCCUGCACUGCCCCUUGACAGAAUAGUCACAGCACAUAUUCUUUCACUUCAGUUCCCCCCUUCCCUUUUUUGUAACUCUCAGCAGGUGAGUUGGCAUUAGAUGCUCUGCAUGGAAGCUUUGUGCCUUACAGGCAUGAUUGCUUCUCCAUUGAAAGAGAAAGGCAGUUUGUUAAAGCAAAAAGAACAUUAUUUAAGGCUCUGGAACUUUCAGGAUACUUUUGCAUCAGACUGGAAAGCCUACUCAGAAAGACAAGGAAACAUUCCAGACAACUCUCUAUUAUUUCAUGACCCCAUUAAGGAUUGUGACCCACACUUUGAUUAAUGCUAGGAAUGGCUGGGUUUAGUGAAGGCAUUUACUAGUGAUUCCGCAUGGAACAAAAUAUAGAGUUUCAUUGAUAGUAGAAGAGCAGCUACUUUCCCUGAUACAACAGCAAUUGUGGAUUUCUCCAUCCAUUUAAGAUGCAUCAUUGUGAGAAUAAAGAACGGAUAGCCACAGUCCAGACGGUUGGGUUCCAUCUGCUAUUGCAAGGAAUGGUAUAGUUUUGGAGAUAUGCUCAAUUUUGGAAUGGAAAACGAGCUUUUAAUGCAGGUGAGAAAAUGUUGCAGAAGUUUGUGGAUGCUUCCUUUGUCCACAGCAUAUACUGGAGUGAGUAUAGAACUGGAGCUACAGAAUCCCUGAAACUACAAAGAUAUCAAUCUCCUGCAACUGAUCAAACCAGGAGGCAGCUUAUCAUAUAUUUCCUUAUUUCUGGGUUGAACUUCCACCCUUGAGUCAGUAGAAAACUGUUAGUGUGUCCUCUAUCCCUAUCUCUAUUGCCUUGAAUUCAGUCAUCUAACUUUACUCCCAGGUGACAAAGCGUAUCAGAUAAAGACUGCACUUGGGCUGCGUCAGAAAGAGAGAAGCUAUUUUCACACUAAUACAUGUAAGGAUGACUUAGAUCUAUCUUGCUCAUGGACUGUAGUUGAUAUGAAGGUCAUAUCACGGGGCACAGGAGAAAUAAAAAUGUCAUCAAGGGUUUAUUAGCUACAAUCGGAUCUAAGUGGAGAAAAGCCAGAAACUGAGUAAAAAAGCAAGAUGGGGAAUUGGCGUCUGCCUUAUACAAUUAAUGUCUUUAAGAUGUGUAUAAAAUGAAUUGGGUUAGUAUUCUCUUUGAGCUAUUAAUGGCUGAAUAGUUUCAGCCAGGGAAGAUAAUGAGCACUUUAAUGUAGACUGAUAAAUACAGAUUUAUAGAUCAGUUAGACUGCAGGGUUUCUCAACUGUGACCAUUUUAAGGCAUGUGGACUUCAACUCCCAGAAUUCCACAGCCAGCAUUGCUGGUUGUGGAAUUCUGGGAGUUGAAGUCCACAUGCCUUAAAAUGGUCAAGGUUGAGAAACACUGAGUUAGAGAAACCUCAUGGAUCAGUAGAAACACAGCUGGAAUACUGCUGAAUUUUAUUGGCUUGAAUAUCAGGCUGUUUGUUCCCAGAAGGGCUUGCUAGAACUAGUGUAAGUCCUGCUGGACUUGAUUAGAAUUUUGCUGUUUCUUUAGGGCAAACUUUUCAAUCCUGUGUUGUUUCACAACACAUGGAGCUUACAAUUGAAAUGUGUUUUUUUUUAAAACAGAUGCAUCCAGCACUGAGCUAGAUAAGUAGGAUCUUUAUAAUAUAUAUAGUUCCAAUGUCCUGAGCAAUCAGUGUAUAAUUGAAUGGAAAAUUCAAGCUUCUUUAGUCACUAGACAUUGAUAAGUAUCAUUUUGAGGCAAAAUAUAACUUCCUACAAAAAAAAGGAAUUGUCCAACAUUAUAACUCCAGACAGCUUUUAGAUUAAAGUUUUCAAUCAAUCUGUCAUCUUCACUUCCAAAAUAGAUUAACACAUUUUGGUAUUAUUUCAUUGCAGAAUCAUUAGGAUAAAGCAGACUUAAUUUAAUUUCUGUACACAUUUAGUCAAGAGCCAGUUUGAUAUGGUGGUUGUGCAGUGUUUCUCAAUGGUGGCUGUGGAAUUCUGGGAGUUGAAGUCCACAUGCCUUAAAAUUGUCAAGGUUGAGAAACACUGGGUUAAGGCAUCACGUUAUAAACUGGAAGUCUGAAUUCUAGUCCUGCCUUAGGCACAAAGCCAACUAUGUGUCGUUCAGCAAGUUGUUCUUUCUCAGCCCUAGCAGGUAAUGGUAAACCAACUCUGAAACUUACCAAGAAAAUUUCAGGAACUUUUCCAGGCAGUCAUCAGGAGUAGACACGGACUUGAAGGCAGCAGGAAAAACACACACACACAAACACAUAUUUACAGUAAUGGGAAUUUCAGAAAAAGACAUACAUUUCUGUAUCAGAAUUCAAUAGCCAACUAUAAAGCUACAAUCAGGGACGUUCAAAAAAAAUCUACAUAUUCUUCUGAAAGGAUUCUCCCCUUUACUGUCAGGGAAACAAGUCAUUUUGCAUCUUUUAAAGAUAAUUUUAUCAUAAAAGAUAAUUUUAUCAUUGUUUUAACUUUGUACGCCGCCCUGAGUCCUUUGGGAUUGGGCGGCAUAUAAAUACUAUAAUAAAUAAAAUAAAUAAAUAAUGACCAAUAAAUUAUCCAAAGAAUGAUUUAAGUAUUGGAAAAAAAAUGUAUCUACUGUAAUCUUAAAAGUUGGUCAUAUUCAAAGACAACAUUACAUUGGCUAAUACAGUUAUCUCCAACUUUAGUAAAAUUCAGAAUAGAAUUGGAAGAUUGUAUUUUGAUACUGUCUUAACCGUGUUUUCAGGGCAGGGAUGGCAAUCAAAGUAUUGCUGAGUUUGGAGUGACCUUGUACUUCCUGUUUGAAUAUAUCCAGUGAGAGCAUUCCCCACUUGAUAAAUGCCAAAGUUCUCUUAAUAUUAAGGGGGUGGAAGUUUUUUUUCCCUUUCUGUUCAAUUACAAUCUGCCUUCUUAUAAUUUGAAAUGAUUUAUAGAGCAUCUUGCACUUUGGAAUGAUGGAGAACCUGCCUUGUCCUUUUCAUUCAGGUACAGUAUUCCUUCAGGUACAAGAAUAUUGAUAUCACCCUGCCCUUUUCUUUUUCAAAGCUAAGCAUUUCUAAUUCCUAAAUCUUUGUAAUAAGACUUGGUUUCUAAUUCCCUGCUAAUUCUUAUUUCCCUUUCUGAAUCUGUUUAUCUAAAUCUUUUUAAAACUGUGGUACCUAGAAUUGUAUGCUGUAGUCAAUAUGGGGACCAGUGAAUGCAAAAUCUUACGCAAGCCACAUUGUAAACUAAGUUUGAAUAAGCAGUACAAUCAGCUCAUUCUCAUACAAAUUAAAUAUUUCCUUGGAGGCCAAUCAUCUUCUAGAGACAAAUUUGUUUUAAAUUUGGCCAUUUCUAAAUUGGUUGACAAUUUUUUUUCCAUUGUUGAAAUGUGAAUAAUGCACAUUUGAUUAAGAUAUCUAAUGUACUCCGUGGCAUUUACAUGUUGCUGGACUACAUUGUUCAACAAUGCCAAAAAAUCAUGAUUGAUGGUGAAGGGUGCAGGGCACCAUAGUUCAGCAACAUCUGGAGGCCAUAGCUUUCUUGCACCUAGAAAAAUUUGCUGUAGCAGAUAUAAGGCAAUGAUUAUGCCAUUGGACCCAGAUCCAAGUCACAAUUUUAGGAAAAUCAUUAUUUCAGUGGGUACAGACCAAAUCUGAAUCUAACUCACUAGAUAGAUAAAAUAAAAAGCAACUUUUAAAUCAAAACGAUGACAAAUUCAGGUCUGUGAAGUUUAGGCUCAUUGUAUCCCAGUGAACUGAAUAUUACCUAUCUCACAUACAAAGGCCAGCAGCACUUCUUGUAGAAUCACUCUGAUCUGUAGAGUGAGCUGUAGAGGCAAUACAAUUCAGAAGUUAUUCACACAGGUUUAUUCUAAAAAUAUAUUUCUUAACUGAUGCAAGUAUUUAUUUUCCCAUUCCAUUGCAUUUCGGAAAAUGGAAAAUUUCAAUUCAGGAGUAAUUACAACUUUAUUCUUUUAUUAUUGUGAUUUAUAAGUUAAUUCAAUGCUUAGCAUUUAGAAAAUCAUGUGGUUUCAGUAUUUUUUGUAAAGGUAAUUUUAUAUACUUCAUAGACUUUAUUAAAAUACUUUUUAAUCUGUU